Scophthalmus maximus (turbot) is the source of this 3438-nucleotide messenger RNA. Its product is annotated as protein sel-1 homolog 3. The record is from RefSeq and is a predicted model, not a curated record. Gene Ontology annotation, molecular function: protein binding. The coding region runs from base 104 to 3190 and encodes 1028 amino acids. Lineage: Eukaryota; Metazoa; Chordata; Actinopteri; Pleuronectiformes; Scophthalmidae. The transcript has 23 exons.
AUAACUGAGGCGGAGCAGGAUGAAGCCCGGAUCUUGAGGCAUCUGGUUUCCUUUUGGCUUGAACAUAUUUAAUGGAGAGAUUAAUGAAAGCUCUGUGUGGACCAUGGAUUCCCAUACACUGUACAGAUGUGUGUGUCACCUGUUUUGCCUCAGUCUGCAGGUUGUCUGGGGUUCGGACGAGGUGACGAUCCUGAAUCCUCCGGAGGAGCCUUCCCCAGGCCGUCGCUUGGACAUACUUCACUCCUGCGACGGGGCAGCGACAGUGCAGCUGGACUGCGUCGUGACCUUUGACACUGGCCUCACCUCCACGUUCCCGCUAAGACGGUGGCGCUGCAUCCCCGGCGACCCUAAAGUUAGGACCGUGGUGCUGAACCUGCCGGACUGGCUGGUGUAUCGGGCAGACGGGAUUGUGCCGGACUCUCAGUGGGUGCUGAGCUGUUUCCUUCGAGCCUCGCUCAGAUACGGCAGAUUGGACGACACCGAGGGGCCUGUGGCGGCCAAGGAUGUGGCAGCUUUGCAGCCCAAGCCCUUUUUCAGUCGACCUGUCAAACGGCAUCGACUCUGCGUGGCCUGGAGUACACGAGUGCUGCAGUUGACGCCACGUUUUUCAAAGAAACAAUGCCCCUUUGAGAAAGAAACGGUCCGUCUGCUGUCUUCAAUUUAUGCCUCAACUGGAGAAAACUUUGGCAUCACAAAGACACUGGACCCAUACGGCAGCGAGGUUCUGGAGUAUUUGCGUGUUGAAGCCAUCUCCUUCUCGUGGUGUUUGUUCUCCAUCUGGGUAUUUGUGACCAGACACUGCCAGCAGGAAAGCAAGUGUGGGGUGUUUCAUCAUAUCGACUCUGAUAACAACUACGUCACCCCCACUUUGUUCAUCACAAAUUCAGGCCAGCUUCACAUCCAGGUGAACGGACAGUCCGAUGAGAGCUUUGCUUUCCUCUCUCCGUUCAAAGUGCCUUUGGGUGAAUGGUGCCAGCUCGGUGUGACGCUGCAGGGCGCAGCGGUGACCGUCUCCAUGGUGUGUCUGGACGAGGGGCAGAGAACGGUGGUUGGCUCUUCGGAACAUGUGCUGAGUCACGCUGUCAGGCUGGACGACACCGACGGAUACUUUGUGAUCGGAGGAGGGGAAUACACCAGAGGAGUGGAGGGCUACUUUGGACCGGUGGUUUACCAGCGCAACAGGAUAACGCCUCUGUCCGAGGCGGAUGUUCCAGGUGUCAUCGAGGACCUGGACCUCACCGGGUGGCUGCGCACUUGUCAGAAGUUUCGCCUCGAGUUGAGCGUGAAAAUCCGCGGCUCUUCCCCGCAGGCCCGGCGGAGGACAGAGUCCGGUAGUGGCAAGACAUGUAGGGAUGUUUUCCAUGAGUGGCUGAUAAAGGACCGACUACUGUCCAGUUCCCAGUGCGGGCAGUGGGAGGCAGCUGUCCUUCGCAGGAGACAAGCUGCAAAACUGUCCCAGUUACUAGUUUUCAAACAUGGGGGGAAAGCGGUCGGCCUGCCAGCUGUGGGCCGAGCUCUUUACUCCUUAUCGCUCCAUAAGCUGGGCAGAGCGAGCGGCACCGGGGUGGUCAGCAGAAUCCUUCCGCUGCUGCUCCAGGCCGGCUGCCUGGCUGAUAACCGAGCUCUGCACAUGUCGUCGGUGCUCUACGCCACUGGCUUCGGAGUCGAGAGACAGCUCAGUAAGGCUUGGCUACUUGCCCUGCUGGCAGCCCAGAAGGAUGAUCGAUUAGCACUUCUGCAUCUGGGGCACAUGCACCACCAGGGGCUGCACGGCCUCCCCGCAGACCCAGACCUGGCCUAUGCGUAUUAUGCAAACAUUGCGAAACAGACAACCUUAGAUCAUCAGCAUCCCACACCAGAGCAGACGUUUGUUGAGGCCCUUUACCUGAACAACGAUGAGAUGUUGAAUCUCCAGACGAAUGAAGACCAUCACAUCUUCCAAUGGCUGAAACUGCAGGCACGCAGGGGAGCAGCGGAAGCUGAGCAAGCAAUUGCUCGUAUGCUGUUCUGGGGUCAGCAGGGAGUGUCCCCAGACAUCCAGCAGGCGGUGAGACACUACGAAAGGGGAGCUGUCCAGUGGGAGGACCCGGUGUCAAUGUAUGACUAUGGCAUAGUCCUACUGCAGGGGCAUGGGGUUGAAAAGGACAUUCCAAAAGCCCUCACUUUCCUCAAGAAAGCAAUGGACCAGGGCUUUGUCCCUGCGAUGAAUGCCCUGGCCUGGUACUACGAGCAGUUUGAACGUGACUACGAGCAGGCAGUGCAGCUGUGGGAAAAAGCCGAUCUCCUCGAGAGUCCGGAUGCUGCUUUGAAUCUCGGUGUCAUGUACUUUCAGGGUCUGUAUCCAGGAAAAGCUGCUGACCAGUAUAUGGCCUAUAAGUACUACCUGAAGUCAGCAGAACGAGGGCACGUCAGGGGAGCACUUCUCCUCGCGGACAUCUGGACCACUGGGUUACCUGGCCAAGUCAACAGACGUCCAUCGGAUGCUGUUUUGUGGGUAAAGUGGGCAGCUGAGUCCAAUGGAUACCUGGGCAGGGUCUUAAGAAAAGCCUUGAAUUCAUAUCUCAAGAGUGACAUGCUCAGCUCACUGUUAUAUUACAUGAUUGCUGCUGAGUCGGGGUACGCGGCUGCACAAUUCAACGUUGCGUAUCUCUGUGAGCAAAAUACAGGACGAUUUCUGGAUUCUGCUUUUGCGUCAUGGUGUGAGUGGAGAUAUUACAACCUCACAAUCCAAAGUCAAAACCCUGACACUUACGCCUUGAUCAGGAUGGGUGACCUGUUGUACGAGAGGCAGGUCGACAGGCAGAAGGACUUGUUUUCUGCAGCGGAGAUGUACAAACUGGCAGCACUGAGGAACAAGCCACAGGGAUGGUACAACCUUGGCCUCCUCGCUGAGGACGGCUACAGGCUGCCACUGUCUGUGUUGACCGAACUGGGCCUUUCACACCUCUACCUGGCCGACCACAGUCUGCUUCUAAGUGCGUUGUACAAAAGAUGCAGAGACUCAGAGGAUAAUGACGCCUACUUGCCCUGCAGCCUUGCCCUCUUCAAUGUUCAUCUUCAAUUGUUCCAAAAGAACUAUAGUGCUGCUAUAAAGUUCUCCGCUGCUGUUGCCGUGGUUGCAGCUCCAACGAUAUUCUUAAUCAUCCAUGGUUUUGUCAGGAGACGCGUCCUGUCUCGGCAAGAGCCGUGACUCUUCUCAGGAACGCCAGCUCGACAAACCGAAGGACUAAACGGCAAAGUCGACCUCCGCACCAACAAUGAAGCAUUGUGUCAGUUUGCAUACUGUAUGUUUACUAAGGGACCACUAGGAAUAUGAACUUUGAUCAUCACCACGACAAUGCUUGUGUUAUAUAUGCCUGAAAUGUUUUUGGCUUGAACGUUUUGUAAACUAUUGACUCUAAGUUAACUUGAUUGGACAAUAAAGAGCCUGAUGAAGUG